CGGCUACAACAGCGUGUUAUUUAGCGGACCACGCGCUACUGAUAAAAUAACAAGACACGUAAACGAUGUGUCGGUGGAGGAUUUUAGAUCGCGAGGGUAUUGUGUUUUUACUACGUCGCGGAAGGAUCUAAUUUUCUCAAGCGAGGGUCGACACAUCCGCCCAGUUUUCCGAUGUUUCAUUCCCCCCGAGUUGAAAAUGGAGUUCGAUUAAAGCAGAUGUCCACCAACUUCUGAGGGGGAAUUUUCAUCGCUGUGUGCUUUUACUUUAACACGCCUGUGCUCGUAUUGAAAACAUUUGGACCCCCGGUUUUUUUUUAAUUUUUUUUUAUUGGAUGCCUUUACUGCAGAUUACUCGGACACGUUGACGGAGCAAACGGCUCCACAGCGCUGCUUUUUUUUUUUUUUUUUUUUUUUUUUUUUCUCUCCCAAGUGUUGUUCAGGACCUGAAGUUGGCGAAUGGAUGCUCGACAGCCAGACAUAAAUAAUCUGCCAGACGUUACAGUUCACAACGUUUUCUACGGUUUUUUGAGGAUCUAUUUUUUUUUGCAAAAGGGGGGAUUCGCGUUUUGACGAGGAGGAUGAUGCCGAUGGCCCAUUUGUUGUGGUCGGAAUUUACGUCCAGGGAGGAUAAAAAUGAAUCAACGAUUGUCAUUCCUCCUCGCGAUUUAACGUUUUAGUUCCCGGCAGCAAAAGCUAACGUGAAGCUAGCUUCACUUGGCACAUCAUCACAGGGACGCUUAGUUAGUUAGGCAUGCCCCCCGUUGGAACAGUGUUUACAUGCUUAUCCGAAAUAGUGUGUGUGUGGGGGGGUAAUUCCUGUAUGUGAAGGGGGGAAAAAUGGUGAUAUUUGUGGUGUUUUAUCCCGCCGUCACUGCGUCGUCGAUGCUAUUGCUAGGAUUUGGAUCCCCGUGAGGAAAAAAAUGAGUGAAGAUUCAACAAAUCCAAACAACGAUGACAGUUAUGCGCGCGUGAGAGCAGUGGUCAUGACUCGGGAUGACUCCAGCGGUGGGUGGCUUCCCCUGGGGGGCGGAGGCCUUAGCUGUGUCACCGUCUAUAAGGUCAGCCGGGGAGAGGACAGCGGCAGCACCCACAGCGGAGGCAGCGGAGGAAGCAGCACUAACCUCAGCCCCUGUAGCUCGAGUCCUAGUCCGAGCCCUAGUCCCAGUCCAAGUCCCACCUCUGUGGAGUUCCACAUCAAGGGCGAGAGGCUCAAAGACAAACUGGUGGUGCUGGAGUGUGUCCUGCAGAAAAACCUCAUAUACAACAAGGUCAACCCCAUCUUCCACCACUGGCGGAUCAACGACAAGAAGUUUGGACUGACGUUUCAGAGCCCGGCUGACGCCCGAGCAUUUGACCGGGGAAUUCGUCGAGCCAUCGAGGACAUCAACCAGAGUUGUCGGUCAUUUGGAGAAGGCGAUACACCCGAGGACGGACUACCGGUGUGUGAUGAGCCCCCCUCAAUCUGUACGCCAGUGAAAGAGCCCUUCUCUCCCCUGAACAACGUCGUCUCCACCGAGCCAUUCAGGGGCUGCUAUGUCCGCGCGCAACCCUUCGACGAGUUCCCCUCGAGCAACCGCCGCUACCUGCCUCCUCAGGUCUCCUUUAAAUCGUCUCGUCAUGUCAGCUUUCACAUGGACGAAGAGGAGAUCGUUCGCAUCAACCCGCGCAAAGACGUGCUCAUCCGAGGCUAUGAGGACUACCGCCACCCUGUCAUGUGGAAACAGGAGGCUGACCGCGAGGACCUGGACUUUCCCUCCACCUUCCACAAACUGGACAGUAAGAAGUGUGAGUACCUCUUCCCCGACGGACCCGGUGGGGACUCCCACUCUGGCCCUGGAAUGGGCAUUGGAACAGGAAUGGGGCUCGGUCUGGGCAAGGACACAGCCAUCAAGACUCAGCCGUCGCCUGUGCUCAAGUCAAAGAAAGGCAGACGGAGGCGAGAGGACGGUGAGCGCUCGCGCUGCAUCUACUGUCGGGAGAUGUUUAACCACGAAGACAACUGGCGGGGGCAGUGCCAAGACGCCCCUGACCCCAUCAAGCAGUGCAUCUACAAAGUCAGCUGCAUGCUGUGCGCCGAGAGCAUGCUGUACCACUGCAUGUCCGACUCGGAGGGUGACUUUUCGGACCCGUGCUCAUGUGACACAUCUGACGAGCAGUUCUGCCUGCGCUGGCUGGCCUUGGUGGCGCUCUCCUUCAUCGCCCCCUGCAUGUGCUGCUACCUGCCUCUGCGCGCCUGCCACCAUUGUGGCGAGGCCUGCCGCUGCUGCGGGGGCAAGCACAAGGCAGCGGGGUGACCCAACGCUGGGCUCUGGGACACCCUCAAAGCUAGCUAACACGGAAAGUGGAUACAAGCGGAAAAUUCAAAAAGCCGGCAUCCUUUUUUCAUUCCCUCUCAGACGGGGUGAUAUGUUGUUGACCCCCAGCUCUGAGGGAUUUUGGAGAUUUCAGUUUGCGUUUGUCGCCGACAAGCAGCGGUGGAGGACAAACCAUAUGCUUUGUGGGGGCUCUGAGCAACAAGCUAAAAGUUUAGGAGCUUAAUCUGAGGGGAAGAAGAGGAGUCGAGAUUAAUAGACUUGGAGAUGUUACUAAACACACCUAUUCACGCAUACACACACCUCUUUCACAUUCACACUCAUGCAUUGACGAAGCCAGGCCACAAAAUGUCAGAACUCUACUCCAAGUCACGUGUAACUUUAUGAAGGAAAAUUGUCUUUUGUACAGAGAGCGACAACUUAAUGACGAAAAAAGAACAUACAACUAUUCUGCGUUCAGAGAAAUACUUGCUGUUUGAGUAUGCUAAAAGGGAUUUGUUCUUGCUUUUUUGUGAAUUUGCAGUUGGGUAAAAGUGGCCUUUCCUUCAUGGCUUUAGCGUUUGCUGACUAUGUAAUUACUAGACAGAGAAAAAGUGCACUAGAAAUGGUAUUCCCCCCCCCCCCCCCCGGAGUAAGGUCAUCCUCUGAAAUACUUGUGGAACAUUAACCACCACAUUUGGAGUUAUUCUAACAUUCAAGAGAUGUUGUAUGGCCAAUUCUUUGUUUUCUUUUCAAUCAAAUGUUGAAAGAAGUCACAAAUGAACAGGUUGGUUUUUGAAGGUACAUCUUGGUAUAACUAUAGACAUUAUUUUUUGAACAUUUAAAAACCAUUACCUUGCUUUCCUGAGGUGAUUUUGACCAUUUGAUUGCAUUCCAAAGCAAAGGGAUCAAUUCCACAAUUAGAAGGGAAACAAUUAAAACUUUUAACACACCGAGUUACGCUAAAAAUAGUUUUCCCACAUCAUGAAAAAAAAAAGAACAUGCAUAAGAACCAAUACGAUUACAUUUACCCCGGUGAAUUUCAGUUUAAGUUCAAGUUCUUCACUGCUGUAGUGAAAUUGGUGUUUUUUGUUUGAUCAUUGUUAUUUUCCUGCUCACUUCUGUUAUAAUUAUUUUCGAAACAAUGGCUGAAAUGUUGCUCAACCAGCAAGUUUUGUUUGUGGUGAGUGAAGGGGAUACUGUGCUCCUUGGUUAUAUGAUGAGGCACUUAAAUUAGGCUUUAUUUUGAUCGAGAAUCCCUCAGAUUCAAAGUCAGUCUGAACAUACAUUUGACUUAAUUUAACAUCCAAUUAGGCACGGAGGGGGAAAACGCCCUCUUUAUAGCACUGCUCUCCAAGCUUUGGUUGCAGCACCCUCUCCAAAUUUCUGUGUUCGUCCCAUGAAUCAGUUCUUCUUCUUCUUUUUUUUUUUUUUUUUUACGUUUUAUUUUCUCGUCAUAUCGUGUGUAAAUGUCGUUUUUCUUUUUGUUACCUUUAAAGUCCACUCCUUCCUUUUGUCUAGGCCCUGAAUGAAUGGAUGAGUGAAUGCAUUGUUGCAAGAAAGCUGAGUAUCUUAGCUUUUUAUAAACAUACAGAUGUUAUACGUGUGUGUGUGUGUGUGUGCAUAAGUCUUACUAUGCACUGUUGGUAUGAUGUCGUGUAACGUCACUGACUGUGAUCAAGGCUUCGACUCGUUUCCUAAAACGUGCGUUAUCGCCCUCCGUAGUAAACCAAGACGUGAUCCGUCUGUAAAGCAGGAGUUUGACAUUGUGGGAAAUUCACUCUUUUACGUUCUUGGUUGGAGUUUUGUGAGGAGAUCGAUUCCUCUUCCACAUCUGUCCAGUCAAUGUGGCGGCGGCGGCUUGUCUCAGCGUAGCAUUGAAAACAGUAGCAGAGGGAAACUGCUAGCCUAGCUUUGUCCAAAUGUAUAAAAGAAUCUCCCUACACUUUCACAGCACACUUAUUAACAUAUUGUAACGUGUGUAUUUUAUUUAUAGAAACACCUCAGCUCAAAUAAUGACAGUUCUAACUUUAACAGAUGGUUAUGUGCGGUACUAUUUCCGGUUUGCGCACCGUGACUUCCUCCUGCGGGGUCACAAUGUAAAAAAAACUUCUCCAGGACAUCACACAUCAUGAAACCACAGCUCCUCACUUUUACAUUUUCUUUCGCAGCAUUGAUAACUAAACUUUGUUACCUUUUGCAAAGUGCCAGGCUAGCUGUUUCCCCUCUGGUGCUAACACUCAGCUAAGCUAACCAGCUGCUGCUCAACAGACAGGUAGAAGGGUGGCCUCAAUAUCUCUUUUCUCCCAACAUGUCAAACUUCUCCUUUUAACAUCUUUUUAGGAAACAAGGCAGUGUGUAUGCCCGAGUCUAGCUCUGUUUGAACCCCCUGUCCCACUUAAAAGAGUCAAAGAUGUCAAAUAAACCGAUGAGAAGUCUGAACAAAACACUUAAAAGAGAACAAACUCCCAACAGUCAAACAGUUCAGUUUGGAUCCCUGCCUGCAGAACUGAAAUUCCCCCUUGCUAAAGUGUUAGCAUGUUUAGACUCUAGGGCUAAUUGUGAUUCACCUCAGUUUUUAACAGCAGAUUUGGUACCAUCUGCUAACAGAUAUGAAUCUCUUCUUAUCUCCUGGGUGGAAAAAAAAAAAAAAAAAACAAUAUAGUGACACGACUGGAAGACAAAAGAAACAUUUAUUUUCCUAACUCCGCUCUCACCAACGCUCCCUUUACUUUCUAUGCAAACUUUCUACCAUGGGAAACACAUCGACCUCUCUGCAGACUGAGUCAGUGACGGGACGGGACACUUAGACGACAGAACCCCUGGUACCAAACUCCAAAACACCUGUAAAUACUUAACACUAUAUUUAAGUUCUGGUAAUAAUCCCAGCUUAUUUUUUUUUUUUUUUUGUUGUCUUUGAAAUGUUAAAGAUAGAGCUGUAUUUAUCGUUGCUGUCAGCAUAUACUGUAGCUUCAAUUGACAGCAUUAUGUACAUAGGUCACCUUUUAGUAUUAUUUCACAUUGAAAAGUAGAGGGCGUUUGCGACGGAAAUGACUAUUGAGCUUCUAAUAGAGUUUCUCUCUAGUUUUGUACGGUAGACGGAAGGAUAGUGCUAACACGGUACGUCAGUGACAGUCCACUUGUUUCAAAAGUUUGAUAUAUAUAAAUAUAUAUAUAUAUAUAUAAAUACAUACAUAUAAAGCUGCUAGAUACAAUCACUAAUUUUAUUGUGUUGACAGAGAAAAUCAGCUAUGAACGACUGUUAAACCCUAAUUCUCCAACAGCAUCUGAACAUGACGGCGUGUUUUUCAAAGUUUGAUUGCUCUGCGUGAUGACGAGUGUGUGCGAGAGAGAUUCUGUGUGUGUGCGUUUUUGUUUCGUGCGUGCGUGCGUGCGUGUGUGCGGGGUUGGUGUGUAACCAAAUGUUUGGUUGCUUCUCAUAUUCUCCCACUGUAAUUGGAUAAUUCUGCAUUAUUGCAAGCUGAACCAAGGUUUGAUGAACCUGAUUAAAAACUUGCUGGCUGAGAAGCAAAAAAAAAUGUAGGACGUGCAUUUAUACAAAGUGUAGAGAAUGCUGAAAUAACACUUCUCAUUCUGCAUUAACCAGCACAGUGCAACUUCCUGUCAUGUACUGUAUUAUAUAUGCAACAUGUGUCUGUCUGCUUUAAUAUAUAUAUUUUUUUGACCUGCAUUAUAUAAGACUUCAGUUUUAACCACUUUGCUGCUAGUCUUUUAUCCUCUUUCAAUCUUGGAAAAUUGUGCAUAUCUUUGGGAAUGCAUACCAGUGUACAUUCUUGACAUUGUGUAGAUUUAAAAAAAAGAAAAAAAGCUAUAUAAAUCUGUUUCUCUUCAGUGUAUUGUUUUAAAAAAAAGGUUACUUUUCACAGCAGUUGAGUGGUUAUGUUUCAAUUCUCCAAUGCUUUGGUGCACUGAUGAUACUAUAUGUAAGCUUUUUUUCAUCUUACAGCGCUUGAUGUAACAUUUAUGUGAUUAGUUCUAAAUAGUGGAAGACAUUUGUGUUUUGAAACUUGCAGUAUAAAUGGUACUACUCUUAACUAUUCUGUAAACACUGCCUGUUUUCUUUUUUUUCUUCCUUUCACUUUCUCUUUGUGCAUUUUCCUUUCCUGUGCAUCUUCUUCUUUUUUUUUUUUUUCCUCCUUAGUGCCAUCGGCUUUCACAUCCUGACAACCUCAAAAAAGUGCCUCACGUCCAUCCUUGUUUCCGUUUUAUAAUUUAACGUUUCUCGUUCUGGUUCUAUUGGUUUCUACACGUCUAGGUAUUUCCUCUCAUGGUGUGAGAAUACCGAGUAUAUGAUGUAAAAUUUAUAGUCCCAAUAACUCAUGUCAUAGUUGUAUUUUCUUUAUACAGAUGUAGCUCGUUACUUUUCAUAAAUAUAUAAUGUAAAUAUGCAUACAUAUGUUUGUAACUGUUUUUAUGUUACAUCAUACACUUGUAAUUUGACAUAUCAAAUAACAUUAUCAUAAUAAAAUGGUGAGUUUUAA
This is a messenger RNA of Labrus bergylta (ballan wrasse), 6793 nucleotides long. RefSeq names its product sprouty related EVH1 domain containing 1 (gene spred1). The record is from RefSeq and is a predicted model, not a curated record. Gene Ontology annotation, biological process: multicellular organism development; negative regulation of MAPK cascade. Gene Ontology annotation, molecular function: protein kinase binding. Lineage: Eukaryota; Metazoa; Chordata; Actinopteri; Labriformes; Labridae. Gene Ontology annotation, cellular component: membrane.